Molecule: messenger RNA, 2397 nt
Organism: Neurospora tetrasperma FGSC 2508
Lineage: Eukaryota; Fungi; Ascomycota; Sordariomycetes; Sordariales; Sordariaceae
Exons: 3
Coding region: 1-2397 (798 amino acids)
Molecular function (GO): polygalacturonase activity
Source: RefSeq, a predicted model, not a curated record
AUGAUGGUGAUCCAGAAAUUUGUGGCCGCUGUGGCUCUCUUUGGAAGCAGUGCAGUUGCCUCUCCGUUGCUGGACGUCUCCGCUUCAGUCUCCUUGAACUGGACCAGCGUUCAUAGUGUUUCCGACGGACCGACCAAGUUCUGGUACUCCAGUAUCGACCACAGCACUCCCGUUGUGCGCGGCUUUGCUCCCGACCUUGACGGAGAUGUCAACUACGCCGUCUUCAAGGCGGUGAAGUCCGGCGAUGGGGCGAGUAUCCAAACGGCGAUCAACUCGGGGACCAACGGUGCAAAGAGACACGGUCUUUGGUUUGCUUCCCAGCCACGAGUUGUGUACAUACCGCCGGGAACAUAUGAGAUCUCCGAGACCAUCUUCAUGAACACUGACACAAUUCUGAUGGGCGACGCAACAGACGUAAGGACGAUGGCCUCUCCCAUGCAAGCGGAACCACCCGUCAUCAAGGCAUCUUCGAAUUUCUCCGGCAACCAAACGUUGAUCUCUGGCCAAGACCCCGCAACUGGUAUCUCCGGGGAGCUAUCGUUUGCUGUCUCCUUGAAGAACUUGAUCCUCGACACUACCAAUAUCCCAGGAGACCAAGCCUUCACAGCCCUCUGGUGGGGUGUUGCUCAAGGAGCUCAGUUGCAGAAUGUCAAGAUCCGUAUGGCGCCUGCCAUCGGUGGUGAGGGACACAGUGGUAUCCGUCUCGGUCGUGGCUCGACUCUCGGAAUUUCGGAUGUUCGUAUCGAAUACGGGCAAAACGGUAUCUGGUACAACGGCCAUCAGCAAGCUGUCUUCAAGAGCAUCUACUUCUUCCAAAAUGCUGUGGGAAUGUUCAUUGACGGUGGCGCCACGAUCAGCAUCGUCAACCCGACCUUUGACGGCUGUGGCUUGGGCGUUUACCACGUCGCCGGCAACCCUUGGAUUGGUCUAAUCGAUGCCACUUCCAUCAACUCCGGUACGACACUGAAGACGACAGACUGGCCAAACUACUUGGUCGAGAACCUUCGUGUCAUCGACGGAAAAAGCGAAAACGCGGUCGAAGGACCUGGUGACUUCGUUCUGGCAGCCAAACCGUACAUAGCUCAGCUCUCGUACGCCAACACUGUUGGCCAUGAUCCCAUCUACGGCCCCAUUGAAGCAGCGCAGUUGAACCGUCCAUCAUCGCUGGCCCCUGGACCUGAUGGGCGUUAUGCGUACCUUCCAGCACCCAACGAUGCCGAGCUCAGCGUCCGAGACUUUCUCAACGUCAAAGAUCCUCUUCAGAACGGAGGCCACCUCGUCUUCGGCGACAACACCCGAGACGAGUCCUCCACUCUCAACGCCAUCCUUGGUCUCGCCGCUCGUCAGAACAAGAUCGCUUACUUUCCCUUCGGCAAGUACCGCGUCGACUCGACCCUUUUCGUUCCCUCCGGCUCCCGUAUUGUCGGCGAAGCGUGGGCCACCAUCACGGGAUAUGGCCCCUUCUUCACAGACAGCGCUCAUCCCCAACCAAUCAUCAAGGUCGGUAAUCCCGGCGAUGUGGGCACCGCUCACAUCCAAGAUAUGCGUUUCACUGUAUCGGACGUGCUUCCCGGAGCCAUCAUCCUGCAGUUCAACCUCGCCGGUGCGCAGCCAGGGGACGUGGCAAUUUGGAAUUCGCUUGUCACAGUCGGAGGAACGCGGGGUGCGAAGGCGUUAACGGACAAGUGCGUCAAUCCGGAGACAGACGAGCCGUGCAAGGCCGCUUUCUUGGGUAUCCAUCUCGCUUCGACGUCAUCCGUGUAUCUCGAGAACGUAUGGAACUGGGUAGCCGACCACAUCGCCGAAGAACCGAUAUCGCCGGGCGGGAGCAACAUUGCCGGAAAGGGCGGGGUGCUCGUCGAAGCGACCAAGGGGACCUGGCUGCACGCGCUUGGCUCGGAGCACUGGUGGCUGUACCAGCUCAAUCUGCGAAAGGCGUCGAACGUGUUAGUGACGAUGUUGCAAAGCGAGACGAACUAUGACCAGGGAGAUAACGCGGUGCAGGUGGUGCCGCAUCCGUGGACGCCGGACGUGGAGGGAUGGGGUGAUCCGGACUUUGGCUGGUGCGCUGGGCAGGAAAACGAGAAGAGGUGUCGGAUGGGGUUUGCGAACUACAUCAAUGGCGGAAGCGACAUUCGGACCUACGCGAGUGCUUCGUGGGCGUUCUUCAGCGGGCCGGGAUAUCAAGGGUGCGCUGGGCAGUAUCAGUGCCAGCGGUAUAUGCAUUGGGUGGAGGAGACGCCGGCCAAUUUGCAGGCGUUUGGGUUGUGCUCGAAGGAUACGUGGGCGACGUUGAGGUUGGAGAAUGGAACCGAAAUUGUCACGAACGAGGGGUUCACCGGGUCAUGGUCUGGGUCGGGAGGCGAUGUCGGCAGGUACACUCCGGAGGCAUCGUGA